Solanum lycopersicum (tomato) is the source of this 994-nucleotide messenger RNA. RefSeq names its product protein HHL1, chloroplastic. The record is from RefSeq and is a predicted model, not a curated record. Lineage: Eukaryota; Viridiplantae; Streptophyta; Magnoliopsida; Solanales; Solanaceae.
AUCCAAGAAUCUCCCAACUCACAAAGAGUAUAGUAGUGAUUUGUCUCUCCAUCCACCUUUGCAAAAACACCUCAAAAAAUUGAGGAAGAAAACAGAAAAAUAGAAAAAAUGGAGGUGGCUAUGUCUUUGAAUCCUCUUGUUAGAUUACCUCUUUCAAAUUCAAGAACCCAUGAAGAAUUUUCAGUGCUAAAACAUUCCGUUGUUUCGACAACAAAUAGAAGAAUUCAGAAGAGGAAAUUGUUAGUGGUUGAAGCAAAAGGAAGAAAAGGAGGUAUGGCUGCUCGUCAGUACCAACGUAUGGCUCCUCCUAUGCCCAAGAUUGAAGAUGAUGGAAACCCUAAAUUCGUUAUUUUUAUACGAAUGGCUAAUGUUUACCUUUGGUACCCCCUCAAUAUCAUAACAGGUGGCACAACUGCAAAAAUUAUGGUUGCUGCAAAAGACAACUUUCUUGGGAAAUAUAUAUACAAAGAUACUCUAGCUAGGAAUCUCGCAGCAGUGAUUUACAAUGACGAGAAGGAAAUAAAGAAAUUGGCAAUGAAACAGCAUCGUGUAUUGAAGUCUGCCACAGAAUUUAGAUAUGGAUACAAACUUGUCGAGAAUAACAAUUUGAGAGCUGCCCUUUCGACCUCAGAUGUGAUUGAGCUUCCGACACCAGAUAAGCUUAAAACAGUUGUUGAUAAGGUGAAGGAUUUCUUCGGAGACGCUAAGGAGUCAUUUGGUAAGCUGACAGCUCUUCCAGAGUCAUCAGAGGAAGAUUCACCAAAAGAUAACACACCUGCGAAGAAGUGAAUACGAGCCCCCACAGACGAGGAAAACUGAGGAACUAUACUUCAAAGCAUACUUGUUAAACAAAAAGUUUUCAGCCUAUUGAUUUUCCAUGCUUUUGAUUGAUUAGAUUGUAAUAUACUCAAAAACGCUACUGGUAUUUUUUGUUAAAUAGCGCCUCAGUUUGGUUAGAUAAAUGCACGAGUCUUUUGUUAAUGUUUAUAAUCCA